This is a messenger RNA of Dreissena polymorpha, 1708 nucleotides long. RefSeq lists its product as uncharacterized. Lineage: Eukaryota; Metazoa; Mollusca; Bivalvia; Myida; Dreissenidae. The record is from RefSeq and is a predicted model, not a curated record. Bases 350 to 1492 code for a protein of 380 amino acids. Gene Ontology annotation, biological process: mannosyl-inositol phosphorylceramide biosynthetic process. The transcript has 2 exons. Gene Ontology annotation, molecular function: mannosyltransferase activity.
UCGAUUUAUAACAGUUCAUGUAAAACGCAUCAUUACUAUAGCAUGGCCGAAUGUAUUUUAUGGUAAGGUCGAUGAGUAUUUAAACCUGCCCAUUUGAAAAAAAUGCCUAUCCAGUUGUAAUUGGAGAACAGAAUAAUGCCACACAGCGUAUUUCUACCUGCAUUGACAAUAAUAGCUGAUCUUGUAAUUUGACACUUUACACGUUAAGUAUAAACUUGAUUGGUAAAGUUGGAAGCGCGAUUUCAGCCUAUACAACGGAAAUAUUUAAUUCAAUAGUUGUUUACAUUUACAAUUGAUACGAUCAACAAAUAAGGAUAAAAUAGCGGUGUGUUGCUCUCGUGUAAGACAAAUGUUUAUCAGCCAACUAACUAGACCUUGUAUAACAUGGCGGAGAAUUCAGAUCAAGAAGAAAAUCACUCUUGUGAUGAGUACCGUUGUUUUGUUCUUCGUGUAUUGGAAGUUUGGCACAUUUAAUGAAAACAUCGAAGGGAAUCCUCUUCGCUACGCAUCACACGAGCUCGACUCUAAGUAUUUCCUCGAACCGCUUGUCACAGAGGAUUUUCCAACGGUUAUCGGACAGGCGCCUAAAAUUCCGCACAUUAUCCACCAGACAUACAAGAACGAGUUCAUUCCAAAUAAGUAUAUCCCGUUCAUUAAAUCCUUCGUUAAGUACAAUGCCAACUGGACCUACAUGUUCUGGACCGAUGCCUCGGCCCGGAAGUUCAUUAGCGACAGGUACCCGGAUUUUCUCCCGGUCUGGGACAACUACGCAGAACCAAUCAACAGGGCCGACGCGCUCAGAUACUUCGUCUUAUACGAGUAUGGGGGUGUGUACGCGGACUUGGAUUUUGAGUGCUUACGUCCCCUGGAUAGGGUAACUAUGAAGUAUACAGCAGUGUUUCCUCUGGAACCUUUCGAGCACGCCGUGUUUCGCCUACGCAUUCCUUUCUGCGUCAACAACGCCAUCAUGAUGGCGCAACCGAAGCACUCGUUCCUAAGGCACAUUGUCUACACGAUCUCCAGUUUUAGGCCGAUGAAAGGGACGCUUGACGUAGCAGGACCGAUAUUUGUCACGACGCAGUACAUGCUUUACAACAACUUUUCAGUCGGCGAGUUUUACAAGGUCGCCGAGGACCAUCAAGGGAGCUCACCGUAUCACUACAAAGGGAGGUUACACGAGACGGAUCCAAGAGCUGUAUACGUUCCCAACACGCAUUACUUUAUGAACACUUUGUCGGAAAAUUGGUUCAGCAAGUCCUACUGGCACUACAGACGAGUGUGCUCGAACCUCGAUCCAACUUCCGGGACCCUAGAACGCAAGGCCUGCAACGAAUUCAAGGCACGAGAGGACAGAAGCGAGCAUGACCACUUCCGGUUUACUUAUACCAGACACCACUGGUUUUUCACUCACAAUACUUUGAACUUUUUACCGGACGUGACUAGAUACACAAAUAUACAGAAAAUAGUCCCGAAAUUAGUGUCAUACACUUGACAAAUUAUAUAUUAUAAUUAAAUAUUUAAAAGUGUACCAUUUAAAUAACUAUGUUCUGAUUAUGUUCAAUACUUUCAAUAUACCGCCUCAGGGUUUUCAAGCUGUCAGUGUAAUAUUUGUUAGCAGUUUAGGUCAAUAUAAAAUAAAUUACACACGACAUCUUUGUACUUUGUGCAAGCAUACAAAAGUCUCUACAACCUAUCACAGCACAGAGAC